AUGACUGGAACUCAUCGCGCCGCCAUCCUCCCACAGAGGGGUGGUCCCUUGUCCGUUGUGGAGCGCGCCACACCCGAGCCGGGUCCAAAUGAGGUUCUUAUUGAAGUCAAGGCUGUCGCCUUGAACCCUGUCGACUAUUACCAGCGUAACUUCGGCAUGCCUCAUGUGCCCAUCUACCCGGCUGUGAUCGGGUCCGAUACUUCAGGUCUCGUCGUAAAGGUAGGCUCCAAUGUCACCACGGUUCCCGCACCAGGAAGCCGAGUUAUUGCAUUUGCCUCAUCAUUCUAUCAGCAUGGCUCCCCAGACCACGGUGCCUUCCAAAAAUAUGCCUUGGCACAGUCAGAAGGCGUCAUCGCGCUUCCAGACAACCUCUCGUUUGAGGAGGGUGCUGUACUUCCCUUGGCUGUCUUGACCGGCCUGACUGCCUGGACCACAAUCGGCAUUUCACUCGACACCAAGUACACCCCGCAGGAUAAGCAGGCGGUACUGAUUUGGGGUGGAGCUAGUAGUGUGGGCACUUUGUCGGUUCAAUCGGCCAAGUCACUCGGCUUCACUGUCUACGCUACCGCUAGUCCUAAACACCAUGGUUAUCUUAAGAAGCUAGGAGCGCAUGCAGUUUUCGACUAUAAAAUGAGUGAUGUUGUCUCACAGAUCGUUCAAGCUGUGAAGAAGGAUGGUGUUAAUCUGCAUACCGCACACUGCGUCGUUGAUGGAGGCCUACAACCAACGCUGGACGUUCUUAAAGAAACAAAGGGCGAUGCAGCCGCUAAAGUUGCCCAUUCGCCUAUGCUACCCCCAGACCAUCCAACACUUGAGAACACGGAGAUUACGUUCAAUUUCCCAUCGAUGGGCCCAGCUGAGAGAAGUAAGCACAUGUACCAGUGCUUCCAUGGAUGGCUGGAAGACGGUCUGAAGUCCGGUUCAGUCGUUCCCAGCCCGGCUCUCCAGAUUGAGGAUGGCGGUCUAGACGGUGUCAAUGCCGCACUGGAUAAGUUGAAGGCCGGUGUCAGUGGGACUAAGAUUGUUUUGCCAAUCUGA
This is a messenger RNA of Penicillium hordei, 1038 nucleotides long. RefSeq names its product zinc-binding alcohol dehydrogenase family protein. Bases 1 to 1038 code for a protein of 345 amino acids. The transcript has a single exon. Lineage: Eukaryota; Fungi; Ascomycota; Eurotiomycetes; Eurotiales; Aspergillaceae. Gene Ontology annotation, molecular function: oxidoreductase activity, acting on NAD(P)H. The record is from RefSeq and is a predicted model, not a curated record.